Messenger RNA from Cyphellophora europaea CBS 101466, 2133 nucleotides. RefSeq lists its product as uncharacterized. The coding region runs from base 1 to 2133 and encodes 710 amino acids. Gene Ontology annotation, biological process: phosphatidylinositol dephosphorylation. The record is from RefSeq and is a predicted model, not a curated record. The transcript has a single exon. Gene Ontology annotation, molecular function: phosphatidylinositol-4-phosphate phosphatase activity. Gene Ontology annotation, cellular component: endoplasmic reticulum. Lineage: Eukaryota; Fungi; Ascomycota; Eurotiomycetes; Chaetothyriales; Cyphellophoraceae.
AUGAGCAUGGCCGCCCUUCCCUUCCGCGAUAUCAAUGUACAUGCCUCUACGUCCCACUAUGCGUUCACGUCACCCUCCACCCCUUCCGCGCCGACCCUCGUCAUUGAGCGCCCAUCCGGAGAUAUCAGACUCAACAAUGGAUCACUGCUCGGUAGCAAGCGAGUCUCUAGUAUUGCUGGGAUUCUGGGCAUCAUCAAGCUCAAGCUCGACAAGUACAUUGUCGUAAUCACCAAGGCUCAGCCGAUGGGAAGGCUGCGAGGGCAUAUGCUGUAUAGGGUCGUCGCUACCGAGUUUCUGUCCCUUCGAGAGCGUCCAGUCCACGACCCGGACGAGGACACCUAUCUGUCGUAUCUUAAGACGCUUCUCUCGAACGGUCCAAUGUACUUUUCUUAUUCAUUGGACGUCACCAACACCUUCCAACGCCAAGCGCAAUCGGAUCUGGCUCAGCCGCUCUGGAAACGAGCAGACGAUCGUUUCUUCUGGAACCGCUUCAUUCAAACCGACCUUAUCGACUUCCGCAUGGGCGGCGGUAGUGGAAGCGGGCUGCGUGGGACUCAGCAGGCCGGAGUCGAUCCUUACAUUCUUCCGGUCAUGUUUGGGAUGCUGAGAAUAACUCCAGCUAAAGUGAAGGGGACACCGUUCACUUUCGCGCUCAUCACGAGACGGUCGAGGUUCAGAGGCGGUACAAGAUACUUCUCGCGCGGUAUUGAUGCGGAUGGCCAUGUAUCCAACUUCAAUGAGACUGAGCAGAUUGUCAUUCUCAAUGAUGUUACUGGCGCGCCGACAGGCUACGCCGGAGGGCAAGCCGUCCAGAAUGGCAAGGUUGGCGCUAGCUCUACCAAUGAGACGCAGAUCAUGGCCUAUGUGCAGACACGGGGCAGCGUGCCCGUCUUCUGGGCCGAGAUCAACGACCUGCACUACACCCCCAAGCUUCAGAUUAGAGGUGUGGAAUCGGCUGUCGAUGCUGCAAGGAAGCACUUCAACGAGCAAAUUCGUAUCUACGGGGAGAACUACUUGGUCAACCUCGUGAAUCAGCGCGGCCGAGAGGAACGCGUGAAGAAGGCCUAUGAACAAAUGGUCAGAAUUCUGGUUAGCUCGCCGGAUGAAAACAUCGAGUCAGACCGUCGCACGGCUGAAAAGUUUCGCGACAUUGAGCCAAGUGGCAAUCAGCGGAUGGACCGUCUACACUACAUCUAUUUUGAUUUCCACUCGGAAACAAAAGGGCUGAAGUGGCAUCGAGCCGAGCUUCUGCUGGACGAGCUUAUUGAUGGUCUUCGGAAAGGGCAGUACUUUAAAGGUGUCGAGAUGCCGGGUGACAAUACUGGAGCUCUGGAUGUACGUCUGCAACAGAGCGCUGCAGUCCGUACCAAUUGCAUGGAUUGUUUGGAUAGGACAAAUGUUGUUCAAAGCAUGCUUGGCCGUUGGGCCAUCACUCAACAAUUGACCGAUGCUGGUAUUCUUCAGCAUGGCGAGCGUGCUGGGGAUGACCGGGAUUUCGAGUACUUGUUCCGCAACAUGUGGGCCGAUAAUGCGGAUGUUGUAUCGAAUUCCUACUCUGGAACCGGUGCACUGAAAACUGAUUUCACCCGCACAGGCAAUCGAACGAGAGCGGGCAUGGCGCAGGAUUUGAACAACUCAAUUACCCGCUAUGUCAAGAACAACUUCCUCGACGGCCCCAGACAGGAUGGCUUCGACCUGUUUCUCGGCACAUACUUGCCAUCCACUUCUGGCGUUGGUUCGUCGCUCACCUUUGCCGACCGACGACCUCUGCUGGUACAAGCUGUGCCGUACAUUCUGGCUGCAUCGAUGUUCAUUGUCCUUCUGUCAAUGUUCAGCCGUCGGCCGCCGGAAUCAACCGUUUGGCCAGUACGAUUUCUCACACUACUCUGCGUGAUCGUCGCUGGCUGGUCGAUCCAGUUCAUCAUUUCAAACGGCAUGCUUUACGUCAAUUGGCCGAAACUCAACACACCAGCAUUUGCGGCCGAGGGCUAUUCUGAUGCCCUUACUAGGGCACACAAGGAUAAGAUAGUUGGCCAGUUCAUUCCCGUUGCUAAAGGCCACGAUCGCAGAGGUCGUAAUUUGAGCGCAAGCAAUGUGGGAUUCAUGGAGGAGGGCAAGAAGAGGAUAGAAUAA